Molecule: messenger RNA, 2283 nt
Organism: Aspergillus mulundensis
Lineage: Eukaryota; Fungi; Ascomycota; Eurotiomycetes; Eurotiales; Aspergillaceae
Exons: 2
Coding region: 1-2283 (760 amino acids)
Source: RefSeq, a predicted model, not a curated record
AUGGGCUUGUUAAGCAAAGCAACCAAGACUGAAGAGAAACUGUCACGAGACAGUCUGCCGGCAUAUACUCAAACUCCAGACCAACAGCCGGGGGUUGCUUCCUACUCAUUGAAUUUGGCUCAGAAUGCCGGACCUGCAGCCUAUACGACAGUCACUCACUCGGAGUGCAUCGCUCAUCUCAAGUUUCUCGCAGCGCUAUCUGAUCUGCGUGAUACGGUAACGAGCAUUCCAAAUACUUUUGACAUACCAGAUCCCGACCCACGAGAGUGUGAAUCUCAUAUCAACGAAGCGUGGGCACUCGUCAAGGAGAAGCGGUGGGCUGUCUAUACGGCUAAGGCUGUUGCACGUUAUACAUCCUGGUGGAAUGCAUGCGUUCCAGCAUCUCGUCCGCGGCCUACUGUCCAGCAGCUUUCCUCCUCUGAAUUUAACGAUAUUAUAUUAUGUAAUAGUCCCUUAACAUGGGCCCGGAACAAACUGCCUCCAUUAGACGUCCUGAUGGUUUGGCAUGCACAUAUGCUCAACCCUAGGGCCUUUCUUGAAGACUGCAUUCGGCAUGGAAAGAUUAGCUUCUGGUCAGCCGGAUUUCCAUGGGAAGCAAUAAAUGCCUCCAUCGACGACCAAGCACUGGUAUAUGACACCGGAAGUGAGGCAGCCACGGCCUUUAACGGCGAAACCAAUCUGGAAUGGGAUAUCCUUCAAGACAUGCCAUCGAAGAUGCUAGAUUGUCCUAGUUGCAGCCAUAUAAAUUUUGCACCCUGGGCUCGCGGGAGGUUAAGUCUCCCUCUUGAGAGUACGUUUGACAGCUGGACAGGUUACACGGACAAGAAUUUCCGGAUAUACUGCAGUCAUUGCAAGCUUAGAAUCACUCACGAUACCUUGCGUGUCCAGAAGUUUCGAAACGACAUCAGUGAUCUUUUGGAUGGAAAUCUUCCCAUGCCAGGGACCAUACUUAACUCAUGGGGCAUACCGGAACCCCAGAGCGCAACACGUCGACGGCUGCAGCAGGCGAACUUCCCCAAUCGGCUUCUUCAAACGGCCAAACGUGAUAUCCGCGAGUACAUGAGAUCGACCCUGUGGGUCAGCCCUAGCGUAACCAUGCUGCGCGACUACCUGGGAGCCUUGGUGCAAGACAAAGAGGUCAUGCGUAGAGCGAACCCAACUAGUGUUGGGACCUCCCUCUACAAAGAUGAGAAGAUCGCCUUCCGCCGCAUGAUGUCACGAUACUGGGACAACAGUUCCCAAUUCGCCCUCGAACUCGUCGGCGCUGUCGUCCGCCAGGGAACCUUCAUCAACAAAAUGGACAACAUCGACUGGCUGCACUCGCCAACCCUAACAGAAACAAUGCUACGCCUAAUCCGCAAAUACGCCGUCUUUUUCCAGAUCAUGGCGAGCAACCCAGGCCGCAUGGCCGUACCGACCCUCGACGUCGACCUCGCUUGGCACACCCACCAACUCACGCCCGGCCGCUACUUCGAAUUCUCCAUACACCACACCAAACAGGACGGCCGCUGCCCAAUCUUCAUCGACCACGACGACAAAGUCAGCGAAACCAAACUCUCCGACGGCUUCGAGUGGACCGCCAAAAUGUACCGGAAGCUCACGGACGGUGGCAUCUACAGCGAAUGCACCUGCUGGUACUGCGAGGCCACCCGGGGCGCAGAUAUUUACAGCCGCAUGCACUUCCCAGCCUCCUCCGGCGCAAAGGCCCGCUCGGCGGCUGUCAACCUACAUGAUAAUCCGGAGAUCUCCUCAGACCCGGAGAAGAACCCACAUAUCUCCGCGCACAGCGCCGUCAAGACGAAAAAUAUUAUGGCAGCCGUAGACCCUAACCUGAUGAAAUUCCUCAAACUGCGCUCCGAUUACGAGCGCAGCUGCCGGCGCGCCGACAAGCGAAACGGAAAGUCGCUGCCGGACAAGGACACCAAGGCGAAGCGCAGUUCAAAAUACGACACGGAUGCGUAUGCCGCGUACCCGCUCAUGUGGGGGUAUCCCGUCUACGUACCUUAUUAUGCGCCCUAUGCUGGAGACCCUGGUGUGCAUUGCGAUGCGUAUGCUGCGGAUCCAAGCUGCAUGAGUCUUCAACCUGGGCAUCCUGGGAACUGUGCUACCGGGACCUGCGGGGGUGCGGUUGCGGCCGGAGCAUGUGGUGGGAAGGGAGGCGGGUGUAGCGGUGGCUGUGCGGGUGGUGGUUGUGGUGGAGGGGGGGGUGGUUGCGGGGGAGGAGGCUGUGGCGGCGGUGGUGGUGGUGGUGGAUGCGGCGGCGGCGGUGGAGGGGGUUGUUGA